UUCCCUGCGUUAUGAAUUUGCUCCAGUUGUGUUGCAACAGUUCGCCUGAUAUUAUCUCCCCGAAUAGAAUUCCAAAUUCCUCUCAAUUGAUUAAGAUCUAUCUAUGAAUAUCUGAUGUCAAGAAAAUGUUGUUCUCAUUGUAUGGCUUGCGAUAAAGCUACGAAAAACUUCUUCUGACUAAGGAUAUGUGACCCUGGUGAAGAUCAUUCAUCGGUCCUAAUCGAACGUAUAUAAUUAUUCCAAUACCUAAUGCCCUGAUAUUCAAAAGAGCACCUGCAGUAUCAGGAAUAUUUUCCAUAACCAGUGGCCAUGACCAUUUCUGAAAAGACAAAAUUGACUCGUGAGUGCCACGAAGCAGCCCGCGACCCCGAAGAACUCGAGGAUCCAGAGGAUCCGCUACAGGUCCAGGAAAAACGUUGCGCAAAAACGGGCGAAAGCGAGAAUGGGAAAAUCAGUUCCAUGAGAAGUCGACAUUUCAAAGUAGAAACUUUGCAGAAAUUGAAGUCAGUGGCUGGGCAUGUGGGGCUGUUAUUGAUGCUGAUGGUCUAUACCGCCGUAGGCGGAGUGGUUUUUCGUGAGCUUGAACUCCCUGCAGAGCUUUCUCGAAUUACAAAUCUUCGUUCUGCGCUCCAGACACAGCGACGUCAUUUCGUUGGAACCAUUACGAACAACACAGACGUCUCGAAUCUAGCCACCCUUGUCAGUUUGGAACUCGAAGCUUAUGAAAUAGUUGUUCAGGAGGCUGCUCAGGCCGGACUUUUGGUCACUCUUACGGCCGAAAGUACCCGGAAGAAUCAUCCCGUUCAUCAAAAUACAGACGGGACGACGAGUCUGCCGAUUACAAAUGAAAGGUGGAGUGUCCUCCAGGCUGUUUUCUUCGCGAGCACCGUACUCACGACGAUCGGUUACGGGAACGUCGUUCCGACAACUUUUGGAGGUCGGAUGUUCUGCAUUUUCUUCGCCCUUAUUGGUAUCCCGUUAACAUUAACAGUUAUCGCAGAUUGGGGACGGAUUUUUGCUGGGGCGUUAUAUCAGGUCGCUGAAAGAAUUAAACCGCGACUUCCGGUAGCAGCGUCAACGUGCAUGCCGACAAAUAUGACCGGAAGACGAUCUCUGGGAGCUAUCGCUGCUGUGAUGUUCCUCUUCUUGUACAUUUCGUGCGGAGCUGUUAUGUUCAUGUUGUGGGAGGAGGACUGGGGCUUUUUUGAAGGAUUUUACUUUUGCUUUGUUACGAUGACAACCAUCGGCUUCGGCGAUCUAGUACCCAAGCCGAAAUACAUGCUUCUCUGUACGUUGUACAUCCUGGUCGGCCUCGCUCUAACGAGUACUAUAAUAGAAUUGGUGAGACGACAAUACGCCCAGUCUUGGAAGCAGCUUCAAGCCCUUAGCGGUCCUCUGGCUGAUGCCCUGAGAAAGUUGGGCGAACAUGCCGGCGGCGAUAUGUCCGCGUUUCAGAACGACCUCCGCAGGGUUUUAACCGUCGUUUCUAUGCCACGAAUGAGACGCGGGGGUGGACAGGGUGCAAUCACCGAAGGAAGUAAUAGUGCGAUGAGACAACGCGAAUGGGAAGAAGCCGUCGAAGCUGUUCUCCGGGAUAUCACAUCCACGGGACCGCCCCCGCAAAUGCCGAACAAAUCUAUUGUUCAAAUCGUCAUCUACGAGUCCAGCGUCUGAUUUCAAAUCUACGUUACUCGAUUCGAGUUCGGAAUAUAGAUGUUCGAAGUGAACUGCGGAUCAACCUUUAGCAGGAUAUUGAUCGUUGUAUCCAUGAUGUAGAUAAUGCAUAUAAAAUAUUGUUGCUCUCUUCGUGAUAAUUAUCAUGGAAUAAUUAAUCACUAUCGCAGCCGACCGAACCAAAUCUUUACUCAAACCCAUAUGGGGUUCAAUAUAUCGAUGCAUGAUAUGCGUGGUUUUGCGAAUUUUUUCAACAGAACUUCUGCAGAGUCUAUUUUUCACUUCCGCUAUCUAAAUAAUCAUUUUUAUACCGCUCAGAUUCCUCCAAUGUUUGUAUCAGAAACUCCCGUUAAGAAGAUUUAAAAUAUCACAGCGACCCACUAAAACGUUCCGAAUCAGAUGUACCGAUUCGUUCCUCGAAUCACUUCCAUGAAAAUCGAAAUUCAGUUUUUCAAAAGAAUCACGAAAACGUUCUGGCUAUCAAAUAAAGGAUUAGUAUAUCAA
Messenger RNA from Athalia rosae (coleseed sawfly), 2178 nucleotides. RefSeq names its product TWiK family of potassium channels protein 7. Gene Ontology annotation, molecular function: potassium ion leak channel activity. Gene Ontology annotation, cellular component: membrane. Gene Ontology annotation, biological process: stabilization of membrane potential; potassium ion transmembrane transport. The transcript has 6 exons. NCBI's taxonomy places the organism in Eukaryota, Metazoa, Arthropoda, Insecta, Hymenoptera, Athaliidae. The record is from RefSeq and is a predicted model, not a curated record. Bases 310 to 1674 code for a protein of 454 amino acids.